Molecule: messenger RNA, 3408 nt
Organism: Aspergillus calidoustus
Lineage: Eukaryota; Fungi; Ascomycota; Eurotiomycetes; Eurotiales; Aspergillaceae
Source: the annotation of a GenBank genome assembly
AUGGACCCCUCCAACCCUUUUAAUGCGACUGCCACCUACAAAACCCCCUCAAAAACACCUCCUCGUCCACCACCCCCCAUUGAUCCGUCCAUUUUCUCCGAUCGUCUGAGCUAUCCGUCCCUUACCGCGACCCAUCCCCCGCUUUCCCCGUCCGCGUUUUCCUCCUCCUCGCUCCUAUCGCCGUCUGAUCCUCCCGCGCGUCCUGGCGUCAACCAGCCGCCGUAUUUGACCCCAAGGCGCAUACCUAGUUCCAGCUCUCUAAGAGAUGAAAGGCGCAAGUCUACUCCUAACCUAAAGAAGCGCUCGUCUACUGCCUCUCUUCGCUCCGCACAGCUCAACAGUGGGGGUCCAGUGUCUCCCCGACCAAUUCUGUCGCGCCGCUCGUCCUCCACACUCGCGACGUCACCUACCCUGGGCCUUAGCGAGAGCGGUUCCACCAUGUCCAAACGGCCUUCGCUGUCCGCAGCGGUGGAACAACCAAUACCAACUGCGGCCUCCAUCGCGGCCGAUCACUUCAAGAGAGAAGUCGAGCAACACCAGUCUGUGGACCUGCAAUCUCAGACUUUGGUGGUGAUUCACGAUGCAUGUUACGGCCACCGCUUCUCACGCCCGCGCACGUCGCGUGCCGCACUGAGCUCAAUUGUUGAGAGACCCGAGCGUGUCCAAGCUUGUGUUUUAGGGGUAUCUGCUGCAUAUGUUCGACUUGCCCGCAGACAUGCUGGUGGCCAGUUUACCGUUCACCCGGAUUUGAACCUGCACCAGCUACCUGUUCCGCCAUUUCAGAUCCGCAAGACUUCACGGAGCUUGGCAGUUACCUCUCCCGCAGUUACCCAUGUGCACGGAACCAAGUGGAUGGAAGAUCUCAAAAACAUGUGCGACGCUGCUGAAUCACGGCUUGCGCUGAAUGGCAAGGAACUAGUUCGCCCUCGGAGCAGCGGCAAGGAUAGCGCCAGCAGUACUACUUCUGACAAGCCAUUCCACGAGGGAGAUCUUUACUUGUGCUCCGAGUCGUUGAAUGCGUUUGAGGGAGCAUUGGGCGGGGUGUGUGAAGGAGUGGAUGCUAUUUUCAGCCCAACCCCUACGAAGCGUGCAUUUGUCUGCGUUCGCCCUCCCGGUCACCACUGCUCGUCCAGCCACCCUUCCGGUUUCUGCUGGAUUAACAAUGUCCAUGUGGGAAUCUCUUACGCAGCAAUGACCCAUGGUCUCACCCAUGCUGCGAUCCUGGACUUUGACCUUCAUCAUGGCGACGGGUCUCAGGAAAUCACUUGGGAGCAAAACCAAAAGGCGCUUGCGGCACCCAAGAAUGCGGCUGCUUAUAAGAAGGCUAUGGUUGGCUACUUCAGCUUGCAUGACAUCAACUCGUACCCGUGCGAAAUGGGCGAACCGGAAAAAGUGCGCAACGCGAGUGUCUGCAUUGAGAAGGCGCAUGGGCAAUCUAUCUGGAACGUUCACUUGGAGUCGUGGAAGACUGAGCCGGAGUUCUGGGACCUAUAUGCUUCUAGAUACUCCGUUCUGAUAGACAAGGCUCGUGCGUUCCUGAAAAUGCACACUGAGCGAUUGGCCAGCAUUCCCAACGGCCCUCAGCCCAAGGCAGCGAUCUUUAUUUCUGCAGGGUUUGACGCGAGUGAAUGGGAAGGUGCCGGCAUGCAGAGACAUCAGGUCAAUGUUCCCACCGAGUUUUACGCCAAGUUCACUGCCGAUGUUGUGCGGAUGGCAGAGGAGGAAGGACUUGGGGUCGAUGGGCGGAUUGUCAGUGUACUGGAAGGAGGGUACAGCAAUCGAGCUUUGACAACGGGUGUUUUGAGCCAUUUGUCAGGGCUAGGAGACACGACCCAUGCUCCGGCCGACGUAUAUCAUGUCGAUCGUUUGGCGACUGAGAUGACUGAUCGCCUUGGCUUGUCGGACAUUGCACCGGAUGACAAGCAGUGGUCUGUAUUUGAGGCACUUUACGAUCGUGAAUGGUGGUCACCCCCGUUGCUAGAAGAGUUGGAGGCUUUGGUCUACCCGCCACCACCAGCAGCGAAACCUCGAGAGAAAUCUGCUCCGACCUACUUCGCCCCGACACAAUCCUUCGCAGCCAAAGUAGUACUACCAACCAGGGAUCGAAAAUCUAAUGGCUCGCACGCCAGUCUAGACCUGGAGCCUCCAUUGCCUCCCGUGGGCUGGGCAGUAGCCGCCCACGAGUUGUCCAAGGUACUCAUACCCAGCGAUCGACAAACCACAAGCUGUCGCCCAGAGGAGUUGAACGCUGAAGCCUCGCGCUUGAGACGGGAACGACAUACCGCAACCGCAGACAUUGUCCAGCGUGAUGCAGCAGCUACUCCGGUUGAGCCUGCUGCAGGCGAGGAAAACAAGAUGAAGCUCCGCAUCAGGAAACCCAAGCCUUCCCUGCCCAGCACACCAAGAGCUGAGACCCCGGCACGCCGCACCGACAGAAACAGCCGCCGAACUACGCUCGAUUCUCCGAGUGCUUUGCCCGAUCCAUCUCGAUCGCCCGGACCUCGUACUUCCCGGAGAAAGAGUGCUGCUUCGACCCCUGAGCAGAAUGGAGCCGAUCAGAGACCCUCGUCGCAGGGUUUAAUAAGCGCACGUAAAACCAACAUGUCUCGACCUGGAACCCCGAAGCGCACAGCAAGUCCACGCAAAGCACCACCUGUGCCCCGAGUUCCUUCUGCCUUUCUCCCCAUGACGCUGCCGACCGAGCAGCAGCCCGCGUCUGAUAGCAGCCGGGUCCAAGAUGACAUGGACAGUCUCACAGCCAAUGUUGGCAAGCUGAGCAUCAAACUCAAGGUACCUUCUCCGGAAGAGAACGCGGCGCGGGAGAAAAAGGCGGCCGAAGAGCGCAGACGAAAGACCGCUAAACCAAUCUCUAAGCCUUCUCGUUCUCACAGAAAAGCUUCUGGCAAAGCACCCGCCCCGACACCUGCGUCAACUACAACAUGUCAGCGCCCAGAUGUGUCUAGAAGCUCUCCUGAAGAACCUCCCCUCCCAACCAUGCCUGCACCAGACCACACGGUCAAACUUGAGCCGUCAGAGGAAAGCGGAAAAUACUCAGGGUUAUCGCUCGCGACCCCAGACGCAUCAUCCCCUACACCUGUUGAGCCCGAAGGCGCUAGACCCGAGACUCUUGCGGAAGGUAAUGACUGGAACCAGAAUGCAAUCCUUGGUUCUUCACAUAUGCCUCCGUCGCAGAAUCCGUAUGCGGGAAUUUCUCCACCUCUCACACCUGGACCCGUGAGCUCCUCUGCAAGUCCUCAGUCCAUGCUGUAUUCGCCUCUCGCGACAGCCUCGGCUAGCAGAACCGGCUUGCCCGUGUUUACAUCCCGUGGCCCAAUUCCGUUUGCUCCGUCAAACGUGACAAGGGAAGAUCAUGCGCAGGCAACCCCGAACUCUGAAUCUGGAACUUAG